ACGACCGUUAGGCAAACAUUCCUUUGUAAGUAUAAGCAUGCUGAUCCUUACGCUCGACCAGGAAAUGCUCACUUUACAAGCUUCGUUUCUAACUUUAUGUCUGUCUGUCUGUCUGGCAACACAACAGCUUCCCUGUAUGUUGUUGUAAAGUCUUGUCAGUGUGGAUCCUCGGCAUGCCUGAGCAAUGUUUCCAUGGAUGUUGUUCUGCAGCAUAUUGCAUUGGGUGAAUCAACUGUCCCUCAUGGCUAUAGCGCUGAUGAAUCAGGUAAUCUGCUGGUAGACAACAAGUCGGAGAGCUAUGAGCAAGUGGUACUGCCAGUGGAUGACACGGAGCUUGAAUCUACAGUGAAUGGGUCUAAGGAGGUUGAGGCUGGGGGCCGUGGAAAGCGCAGACGCGUUGCAAACACUCAGUUCGACGGCCUCAAAAUUGGUGUGACGGUCACACAAAAUAGUAAUUCGUCGAGGGAUUCGACUCAAGAAACCCACACUGGCACAUCUAGCGAGGCAACAGCUCGCGAAAGCUCGCACCGACCCCGUGGCGGACUCGGUCGGUUUGUGGAGAAGGUUAAGGACGGCGCGAAUAAACUAAAGAUCUUGCGCUCGAAGGAUUCCCGUAGUCGCAGCCCUAUACCCCCAAAUGCGUAUCAUCAACGUGCUCCAUCAACCUCGAAUAUCAUUGAGGUUCAAGCUGCUCUAUCUGGUGUAGAAGUGGAGGCUGAUACCCAAUCGGCACCUCGAGAUGCACAAAAGGCUACAAAACACAUGUUUUCAUUUUUAGGAUUUUUGAGAACUAUGGUCCCUGCUGGCCAGGAUGCACAAGAAGCUCUCAGUACUGCGGACAAGUCGCAGGACACAUAUCUCCAACCCCCUCAGAAUAUUUGAUGCUGUUAUCGGAGACAUCGCGGAUGUACAUCCAUACGCAAAGAUGGC
This is a messenger RNA of Suillus subalutaceus, 930 nucleotides long. RefSeq lists its product as uncharacterized. Bases 97 to 882 code for a protein of 261 amino acids. The record is from RefSeq and is a predicted model, not a curated record. Lineage: Eukaryota; Fungi; Basidiomycota; Agaricomycetes; Boletales; Suillaceae. The transcript has 7 exons.